AAUAUUUCCGGGCAUUCGAGUUCACGCAGUUUCAUCGAAAUAUGAUGUUACUGGAUUAAGCAAAAAGACAGUUCUUGAGACAUCACUGUCUCACGGAUUAGCCGGUGCUAUAUACCAUGCUUAUAAUGAACAUCAACAUUUACGCUUCACUCCAGAUGACGUUUGGCUUACAAUUGCUCAAGGUGUGAGUCAACAUAUUAACUAUAAUGCUGAAAAAUUCCGCAGCAAAUUUGUUCGACACGAAGGUAAAAAACAAAUAUCAAUUUUCGCUGGAGAUAUUCUUCAGCUAUCCAAUAAUUUUAUAACAGGCGACUGGCCGAAAGCUAUUAAUCGGCUUGUAAUCGCAACUGAUGAACAUGUCAAAGAACGUAAUUUAAGUUCGCUCUUAGAAUGUAAUUUCUCCACAACAACGUCCAUUUCUCAAACUGCCUCAAGAAUAGUUUUGUUGGAGGCGCUUAAGGCGUAUUUUAGUUAUAAGUUCUGUACAAUGUGUGGUAUUCCCAAGGUUACCUUAGAAGGUACCCUUGAAGACUGGAUUAAGAUUGAAGAAAAAGUUAAGAAUCUUCGGAAAUUGUCACUUGAAAUGGACUUUUGGUUAGAUCGGUUGGAUCCAGUA
Messenger RNA from Acaulospora morrowiae, 616 nucleotides. Lineage: Eukaryota; Fungi; Glomeromycota; Glomeromycetes; Diversisporales; Acaulosporaceae. The record is from the annotation of a GenBank genome assembly.